Messenger RNA from Thamnophis sirtalis, 839 nucleotides. NCBI's taxonomy places the organism in Eukaryota, Metazoa, Chordata, Lepidosauria, Squamata, Natricidae. The record is from RefSeq and is a predicted model, not a curated record.
AUUCUCGCGCCAGAGUUCAGAGUCGUCCUUGUUGGGAAAACCGGCGCUGGGAAAAGUGCAACGGGGAACACCAUCUUGAAGGGAAAUUAUUUCCUCUCCGAGAUGAGUCUCCAGACCAUAACCCGAAGCUGUCAAAGGGGGGAGAGGCAGCUGAAGUACCAAAAGAUUGUGGUGGUCGACACGCCCGGAGUUUGCAGCACUCAGCUCUCCGAGGGUGAAACCUCUGCCGAGCUUAAGAACUGCCUGCAGUUGUGUCUGCCAGGCCCCCACGCCAUUAUCCAUGUCCUUAAGGUCGGGACUUUCACCACGGAGGAGAAGAAGACCGUUCGGGUGCUGAAAAGUGUUUUCCAGGCUAGCGCCCUCCGCUACUUCAUCAUUUUGUUCACCGGGAAAGAGGACCUGGAAGGGGAAUCGCUCGAAAGCUUCAUCUCUGUCCAGGACAAAGAGCUGAAGACGCACAUCGCGGACUGUGGGAACCGGUGCCUGGCUUUCAGCAACCGGGCCAAAGGGGCAGAACAAGAGGCUCAGGUGGAGGAGUUGAUCCGGAUGGUCCAGGAUCUGGUGCAAAAGAACCAGGAGGCUCCUUACUAUGCUGAAGAAACUCAAAAGGGCUUCCCUUGGAAUCUCCCCCUGUUCUAAGAGAGACGGCGAAGAUCUCCCUCCCCCCCCCCACUUAACCCAGGGGUCUCCAACCUUGGCAACUCUAAAACCUGUGGACUUCAAUUCCCAGAAUUCCCCAGCCAGCAAGGGUUCACCAGAAUGGAUAGGACAAGAGCAAGAACGAAUGCGGAUAAAACUACUUUAUCAGAUUUUUUCAUACUUUAACUUUAUUGGUAGAA